Molecule: messenger RNA, 1818 nt
Organism: Erigeron canadensis
Lineage: Eukaryota; Viridiplantae; Streptophyta; Magnoliopsida; Asterales; Asteraceae
Product: microtubule-associated protein RP/EB family member 1-like
Exons: 1
Coding region: 1-1818 (605 amino acids)
Molecular function (GO): calmodulin binding
Source: RefSeq, a predicted model, not a curated record
AUGGCGUCAAAAUCAGUCACAAAGGAGAAGAAAGUAACAUCUUCUUCGGUACCAACGCGUAAACCUGCAACUUCAACAACAACAAACGUGCAACCAAAGAAAACCGCAAGUGCUCUCUCUACAAAGAAAACAACCUCAUUAGCCUCAACUGAUACUAAAAAGGUCCGAUCACCUGACUCCUCUGUACAAACCGUCAAAAAACAACAAUCAUUUCCGUCUCGGACCCCUGCAGCUAACAAGGUACGGAGUCCUUCUCCUAGUACUAAAGAUAGACUACGUAGCCCAUCCCCAAGUACUAAAGAAAGACUCCGUAGCCCUUCUCCGAGUACUAAAGAUAGAAUACGCGGUUCUACUCCAAAUAUAAAAGAAAGAAACAUAAAACCAUCAUCAUCAUCGUUAUCGAUAAAAACAACCCAAUUAGCCAAAUCAAAAGAUAGUGUGAAAUCUCCCCCUCUUCCUAAGUCAAUAAAUAAGAAAAGUCCGACGACUACUAGUAUUGGAAUUACUAAGAAGCUAGCUAGGCAACCCACAAAGCUUGCUCCAAAAUCAAAGUCAAGUCAAGUUGAUAGUCCAAAACAGAAAGAUGAUCCAGCAGAUGAUAUGGCGGUUCAAGAGCAAGACAAUGAAAAGAUACAACACGGAGAUGAUAGUGAAGUUGAAGAUGGUGGAGAAACUGCACAUUCUGAGCAAUCCCCUAUGGCUCUAGAUAAAGAUCAUGAUGUUCCACUAUCACGAAAUGGAUCAGAAGUCGGUUCUCCAACUAUUGAAAAUGUUGAUGAACACGAAAACGAGAAUCUUCAAUAUCAAUCAGAACUAGAAUCGGAAAAUGAAAUAGAGCAAAAGACUGAACUUGAGAAUAAUCAAGAGCAAGAAGAGGAGUUAGAAUCAGAGCUGAAAUCUGAGGCAGAGGAUAAGCCCGAGCCAAAAAUUGAGCAAGAAUCGGAGUUGAAACCCGAAGUAGAGGAUAUACAUGAGCAAGUAGUUGAGCAUGAAUUAGAGUCAGAACAUGAAAUGGAAAAUGACCCUGAACCCAUAUCAGAGCAAGAAAUAGAGCCUGUAUUGGAGCCAAACCCCAAGGAGGAACACAGGCCUGAGCCAAUAUUGGAGCAACAAUCCGACCCAAAACCCCAGCAUAAGCCGGAGCCAGAGUUAAACGCAAAUCCAGAAGCGGAUAUAAACCCAGAGCCAGAAGCAGAGUCAAAUUUGGAGGCAGAAUUAGAGACGAAUCCCGAAAUGAAGAAUAAGCCAGAGCUAAUAUCAGAGUCGGAGUUAAAGCCAACCCCCGAAGUGGAGCAUAAACAAGAACAAAAACCUGAGGCCGACAUGAAACAUCAUAAGCCACAACCUAUAUUGGAUCCAGAACGAAAAUUAGAGCCCGAACCAAACCCAAUACCCGAGCCGAAACAAAAGCCCAAGAUUGCUCUUAUAGCUAGUCGGUUUAUGGAACCUAAAGUAGCCCAAGAAAAACCUCCAGAACCAAAAAGGAAAGAAGAAACAACAGUGGAAAAGAAAAAGGUAAUACAAGAAAGUGAAAAAGUGAAAGAAGAGGAGAACGUGACAUUAGAAGAAAAGAAAAAACAAGUGGGCGAAGAAAAUGGUGGAAAGGUAGCAGAUAAUGGCGGAGAAACGACACCGAAAACGGCGGUCAGCGUGGUGGCAUCGAAGAGUCAAGUUGGGGUGGGUUUGGAGAAGAAAGAUAAUACAGCUUAUAAUAAUGUGAUAGAAGAAACAGUGAGUAAGUUACGUGAAAAAAGGAAAAAUAAAGUGAGUGCAUUAGUUGGUGCUUUUGAAACUGUAAUUUCUUUGGAGUCUGAUUAA